AUGCGCUCAGGAGGUGCCUCCCAGCCAUCAGGCCGGCCCUUGGGACACAAUCGCACAACAGGCCGCCACACGGGAACAAACCACCAGACCCCUCAGGUCUCCGCCGCAGGCCGAUCGGCAGCGGCGGCAACAGCCGCCACAGCAGCCCCAGCAGCCCCAGCAGCCCCAGCAGCCCCAGCAGUAGCAGCCCCAGCAGCCACAACUGCACCCACUUCCACACAGCGUGUCAGUGUCUCCGCCCAGGACUCACCUAGGGCCCAGUCUCCCAGCACAUCCCCUGACCCCAACCAGGCUGGCAGCAAGGCUCCUGUGGAGCCAGGGGACUCCACAGGUUCCAAGAACAAGCAGGGCCAGAAGACACAGGUGGCCGGCACCUCAGCACCCUCCGAGGCACUGGUCCCCUGUCACUCUGAUUCCUCUCUGGAUUAUUUGUCCGAGUCUACCACGGAGAUCACCUGUAAAUGGCCAGAGUAUAGUCACCAGCUGCGUUGCCCCAGACACUGCUGGCUUUUGCCACAUCUGGCGUACUAG
Messenger RNA from Mus caroli (Ryukyu mouse), 531 nucleotides. Lineage: Eukaryota; Metazoa; Chordata; Mammalia; Rodentia; Muridae. The record is from RefSeq and is a predicted model, not a curated record.